Messenger RNA from Cyphomyrmex costatus, 1283 nucleotides. RefSeq names its product hydroxyacylglutathione hydrolase, mitochondrial. The transcript is spliced from 5 exons. Bases 270 to 1175 code for a protein of 301 amino acids. NCBI's taxonomy places the organism in Eukaryota, Metazoa, Arthropoda, Insecta, Hymenoptera, Formicidae. The record is from RefSeq and is a predicted model, not a curated record. Gene Ontology annotation, molecular function: hydroxyacylglutathione hydrolase activity.
GGAAGAAGAUGAAUUGCGAGACUUUAGCCAAAAAGAACAGACCUAAAGCCUAAAGUACAUUCUUGCUCAAUCGACUCGCUGAUUGGUUAUUGCUUUCACUGUUUGAUACUUGAUGUGUGUUAUCUGAAUGCACUUUAAGACCGAUUGUGCCGUAUAAAUAUAGUCAUUGAUACUGGUGGGUAACGUUAUCAGGCAAGUAAUAAAGAGUGACAAGCUUUGUGCGCACAAAAUAAAUGAGGCACCGAUUUACUUUUUAAGCCAUUGUCAUCAUGUUUCGUCAAAUUGCACUACGUGCAUGUCCAACAUGGCUUGAAAAUAAACUCACGUUUUUGUAUUUUAGGGUUAAGAGUGCUUCUUUCAACGGCAGAUCACAUAGUCUAAGCGCAACAGUAGAUAAUUCCAACAUGAAAGUACAAAUCUUACCAGCGCUCCAAGAUAAUUAUAUGUACUUGAUUAUCGAUGAAGAAACGCAGGAGGCUGCCAUUGUAGAUCCUGUCGAUCCAGAAGCUGUAACUGCAGCUGUCCGAGAAAAUGAUGUAAAAUUAACAAAGGUUUUGACUACUCAUCAUCAUUGGGAUCAUGCUGGAGGAAACGCCAAGCUAUCUAAAAGCUUCACUGAUCUCGUGAUAUACGGUGGAGAUGAUAGAGUAGAAGCCAUUAAUCAUAAAAUUACACACAAUGAUACGUUCAGUAUUGGCAAGUUAUCAGUCAAGUGUCUCGCGACACCUUGUCACACGCGCGGACAUAUUUGUUACUAUGUUACGGGAGAAGGACAGCAUUCACCAUCUGUUUUCACAGGAGACACAUUGUUCGCUGGAGGCUGUGGGAAAUUUUUCGAAGGUACCGCAGAUCAAAUGUAUAAGGCACUCAUCGAAAUUCUAGGCUCUUUACCUGAAGAGACAAAGGUGUAUUGCGGACAUGAAUAUACAGCCAACAACCUCAAAUUUGGUUUACACGUGGAACCCGACAAUGUGGCGAUACAACAAAAAUUAGAUCAAGUGCACACUCAACGUACCAAUAACCUUCCAACAGUGCCUAGCACUAUUAAAGACGAAAAGCUGACAAAUCCGUUUAUGAGAGUGCAUGAACCAUCAGUUAUGAAACACGCACAGCAAAAUGAUCCCAUUCAGACGAUGUCAUACUUACGGCGUGAGAAAGAUAACUUUAAAGCUUAAAUUUCUAAUUAAAAAAAUGUUUUUAUAUUUAUCAAAUACAUGCAGUUGUUAAUAUGAAGUUGAAAUGUAAAAGAUAUGAGAUGACAAAACGAGAGACUUUUAUCAUGU